Molecule: messenger RNA, 6157 nt
Organism: Gymnodraco acuticeps
Lineage: Eukaryota; Metazoa; Chordata; Actinopteri; Perciformes; Bathydraconidae
Gene: arhgef49
Biological process (GO): positive regulation of Rho protein signal transduction
Molecular function (GO): guanyl-nucleotide exchange factor activity
Source: RefSeq, a predicted model, not a curated record
GCAAAGCAGAGAGGUCGUGAAUCAGGGAUCCUCCGGAAAACCCUUCAAACCUGCACCGGGGAAGGACAGAAAUACAUAAAUGAACCAGCAGCUUGGGAGUGAUUUACUCUCGGUGCCGGUUGCCGGAGCCCGCUGUGGAGCCUCUUCAGAUCCGGUUCUGUGACGAGGAGCGAGCCUCCAACCUGCUCCUGAUCUGGAUGAUCUGAUCCAUCUGAGGGGAGGCAGGUGAAAGCGUCCGGGAAGUAACUCUGAGUAUCAAGAUUCAAGAACCACUAUGGACGGCCCAAUCAGUUUGUCAGCGCUCUAAAGCUUUGAAGCUCAAGGCCACAUCUGUCUGGCUCUGAGGAAGCUCCAGACGGAUCGCAGCGCUGAGAGGAGACGGAGGAGAGGAUGAUCUGGGAUCUGAUCCAAUGACCUGCGGCAGGAGCGCAGCAGCGUACAGGCUACAUUAAAAUGGGGCUCCAGGUCUUGCUUCCUGCUGUCAGAGAGUCUGAGGGCCGCUCGCUCAGCCCACAGCCAUGCCUGACGUGAAGCCCCCCCCACCAUGUGACUACCCCUCCUCCGCCUCCCCCUUCGACCUCCUCAUCGACAUGGAGCCCUGCAUAGCCAACCUCCCCCUCUCCCCCGACCCCUUGUCCUCCUCCUUCCCCCGACACAGACCCAGCUUCCCUCACUACCCGGGCCUCCCGCCCUACCCUCUCAUGGCCCGGUGCAACAGCAGCACCCUGCUCACAAACCUGGGACUGAGGUACUGCAGACAGGGCCCCAUGGGGGGGGGGGGUCCAGGUCAGGGGGGGGGUCCGGGCUCCUGCAGCUACACCGCAGGCAACAGGCCUUACAGGAGCAUGGAGAACCUGAACUGGAACAAUGUGGCCGAUUCUGGGCUGUGUGCAUUCAGCGCCGCGCCCUACAGGAGCAUGGACAGUGAGUUUAUUCUACGCUACACCUCCACCAGCCACUGGUAUGAUGGGCCCCCGGAUGGUUCUGUACUGGGGGCCCAUGGGCUGGGACCAAACCAAGAGGGCCUGGCGUUUUACCCUCGACACGGGCUGCCUAGGAAGGACUUACCGCUUUUUCCUCAGCUGCUGUUUCCAGGUGGUGUCGACGAAUGGGAUGCGAGGAAAGGCCUGAGGGAGAAGCUCCGCCUCCAGAGUGCGAGAUCAUCGAUGGAGCCUAUGAAGCCUCUCCCGAUGCGACCUCAGGAGGCUCAUGUGAAUUCAACGCUCUCUGGGUGCAGGCCUCCGUGCACGAUGCGCAUCACGAGCCCCGAGGAUAUCAAGCAGGAAGUCCUGAGGCGCCUACAGCUCCGCAGGCAGAACAGCAGCCCUAACCUGGCUCCCCACAGCGCCCCCUGCAGCCCAAAAGCUGUUAAGACGUCCUACACAACAGACAACAUUACAGGUGGUGGAUCAGACUCAGAGCGACGGAGACCUCCUGCGGGACGGCUGCACAUCCCCACGUUCGAGGAGUUUAAGAGGAUGAGGCAGAAAGAGACUACAGCGGGUUCUGUGGUUUCUGGAAACUCUGGAUUAAAACAAGAAGCAGGAGUUUCAGAGACGAAGAGUAGUGUCUCUGAGUUGAGCUUCAGUGGAGGAAGUAGAGAGCAGGAGGUGGGGGGAGUAAUGAAACCUCCCUGUAGCACUGCAGCUCCCAUCUCUACCUCCAGAACUUACUCUCCCAUCCGCACAGGCCCGUCUCCACGCUCCCCCCUGCAGCCGCUGGCCAGCUCCACCCAGGAGAGAGGCUCCUCUGCUGGGGGAGAGGAUGGGGGCGGCAGGCGGAGGAGGAGCAGUUUGGAACCAGCCGGGUCGGUACCUUUCCCGCCCUACAGGGAACAUUUUGACCGGCCCUCCAGCUGCUGCCCGGCUCUUCUGGACGGGACGGACCUGUCCAGCUACGGAGCGAAGAUCUACAAGAUGAAGGACGGACUGAUCGGAUCUGCGCUGGACCUCAUCAAGAAGAGCUGCAGUGCAGAGAUCUCCGCCGAGGCCCCCGUCAGGCUGUCAGGUGACCGGGACGGAGGCUGUGACAUCACCGCCCCCCCGUCCGACUGUCAUCCCUCCGCGGUUGCCAUGGCAACGUCGGCGACGGCCCGCGGAGCCGAGCCUGGCGACGAGACGCCUGCAGGAGGAGGAGGAAGAGGAAGAGAGGAAGCAGGAGAAUGCCACGCCGCUCUGGGCUGCAGGCGCUCCAGCUCGGACGCAGCCUAUGAGCUGGCGGAGACGGUGAGGGCACAGCGAGAGUGUCGCCUCCGGCCGCACUACAGCGACCCCAUGCCGGCCGACGCCUCCAAACGCAAACAGCUGGAGAUGAAGAUCGCUGCGGCCGCUCGACUCCACGGCCACCGGAGGGACCGAGACCGAGACAGGGACAGUGCUCCAGCAGCACUGCGCGGUCGCUCUGAGCCCCCAGGUGAGGAGCGUCAGGUGGGUCUGGGGGUGGCCCGGUCGGGGCAGCACCGCUGGAGCACCAUCAGCAGCCUGAGCGUGGACAGCGGGGUGGUCGGCCUCAGCGACGAGCGCGAGGAGGAGAUGGACAGCGAGCCGCGAAGGUACCGCCGGACCCGCGGGGCCGAGGUGGAGCGGGUCGACAGCGGCAUCGGGCCAGGGCUGUCCCGCACCUGGAAGAGACCCUCGGCAUCCCUCAGAGCCUGGGAGGCGCAGAGACCCUGCCCCGACUGUGGGCUGCGGGACGGGGCCUCCAAAGAGCGGGGGGAGCGCAUGUGUGACCGCUGCUCCAAGCUGCGCACCGAGAGGAAGGAAGCCAUCCUGGAGUUCCUGAACACGGAGCAGAGCUACGGAGAGGACCUGCGCAUCAUCAAGGAGGAGUUCUACGGGCCGAUGCAGAGCGCCGCCCUGCUGACCCCAGAGCAGCUGAGCGUGGUGUUCAGCAACGUGCAGGAGCUCAUCGACGUCAACGACCGCUUCACAGAACACCUGCAGGACAGCAUCGACCAGGCCUUCGACCAGGGAGAUGAAGACCUGCUCACGGUGAACAUAGGAGAGAUCUUCCUGGAGUUCGUCAACAUGCUGCCGGCCUUCCAGACGUACUGCCUGCAGCAGCCCACCUCCGUCAACCUGCUGAACGCCCUGGAGAAGGAGAAGGAGCUGCUCAGGAUCUUCCUGGAUGUUUCCCAGAACGACAACACCGCGCUGCGUCGUAUGAACCUGCGCUCCUUCCUCAUGGCGCCCCUGCAGCGUGUGACCAAAUACCCGCUGCUCCUGAGCCGAAUCAUCAAGGUCACCCCCGAGUGCUACCCCGACUACUCCCGUCUCCGCGAGGCCAAGAGUCGCGUGGAGUCCCACCUGGAGCACAUCAACAUGAAGACCAAGCAGGAGGGCAACGGCGUCACCUGGUCGCUGCGCUCGUUCCGCCGCGACAGCCGCAAGAACCGCGAGGUCAUCAACAUCGAGAUGAGGGAGGUGUCCAUGAAGACGGUGGGCUGGGCGAGAGAAAACACCCGAUUCGUGAUGGAGGGUCCGCUGCAGCUGUCCCAACCGGCGGACGGGCAGUGGGUGAAGAAGGGCAGCAAGGCGCUCAAGUUUCAAAACGUCCAGAGUCUCCUGAUGGUGAGGAUACAGCGGGCCGGAGAAGCCCCAGGACAAGGCAGCGAUUUGGGGGCUCGGGGGGAUCAGGGAGAGGGUGGAGGGGACUGUAUUCGAGAUGGAGUUCUGGUUAUAAUCAAGGAUAAAAGCAGCGGGAAGUUCACGGUGCUGAGAGAGCCGAUCCGCCUGGGAAACUGCGUGGUGUCCACAGACCCAGACUGCGAGGACACGUUCGAGGUGCUCGAUAUUCGGCGGGAAUCUUUCGUUUUUCGCGCCUCGGACAAAUCCCGCACCCAGCAGUGGUUCCACCAGAUUAAGAGAUACACUCGAGAUUUGGGCACGUGGAGGAAAAGACGCAACGCUUUGCCCAACAUCAUGAUCAACACGAACCAGACGCGCUCCUGAGAAUAACUUUGCUACUCUGUAAAUAACCCUUCUUACUGCGAACUGACAACGAGAAGUAUUUCUGAGUGUUAAAACAUGUUAGAUUUCAGUUAAAAAAAGAAAAUCUCAAACUCACCGAAGAGCACUUUUUACUUACAAAGCUACAAGUGCGCCAUACUGUCAAAAAAAUGAUGUGUGAAGAUUUCAAAGAAGAUUCUUGGACUACCAAAAAAACUUGGGCUGUGCUCGUCAGCCUUGAUUGUAAAGACUGUUUGCUCCUGGAGAAAUGAGCUCUGUGCUUUCAUUGAAAAAAAGAAGGUGUGUCUGUUGAAAAGCACGACUGAAAAUGGCUGAAAAGAAAAAUUGUAAUGUAAUUUCUUUUUUAUACAAGGCGUAAAAUGGGGGAAAUGUUUGUUUUUGGUAAUGUAGAGAUGGAGCUUUGUUCAGUGGUUUCUGUUUGUGUUCACUGCCCUCUCCUGUCUGUGUGCCGCCCUCUAGCGUCCGUCGGCGGUACUGCAACGUUCACUGCCAGAGAUGCAGCAGAGCAAACCUCCUGUGUGUUUAACAAGAACUCAUAACAGCAAUAAUCUCUGCCAGUUAUACAAUGAGUAGCUACUGUACAUGCAUUUAUUAUCCCAUCGUUUCCUUCGUCAGAGUCUUACAACUGAUCAUGUAUGUUGGCGUCAUUAACUUCAUAAUAACCCUGACCUGAUAAUCUUUUUUUAAAAGCAGUUUAUGGGCAGUCUAGUCAAUCUCCUUUAACAGUUUCCUGUUAACAUCAUGGCACAAAGUCAAACACUGCAGUUUUUUCACUGUGUGUCGAGCGCAGAGAUUUUCAACCUUGCUUUCAUGCACUAACCAAGACAUUGGACAGAUAUAUUGAUAUGUGUUUGAUGUAUUUGUACGGCUUGCAAAAAUAAUUUAUUUGCCUUUUAUACUAAUCUGAUAAAUCGGUCAAAACAUUGAAAAUAUAAAGGCUGAAAAAUGCCCAGACCCUGAGAACAGUCUGGUCAUUUCCUGUAUUGUUUAUUAAAAACUGCAAAUUAUAAUCAAGAACGUGAAGGGAAGAGGCACAUUUACAUUAAUUAUUUAAACAGUUAGUCAUCAAAGUUAUUGAUUUUGUGUCAAUUAACAAAUCUAGCAGUGCUUUAUGUAUUUAUUACUAUUAUUCCAUGGAAUGCUCUUAACAUCCCGAUAGCAAUGAAUAUAUGAAAUGCUUUGACAAUAAAUACAUUUAAAAAAAAAAAUGUGUGGAAGCCGUGGCGCUGUAAAAAGCACGACCAAUCAUCUGAGCCGGCCCGGCUAAAGUAACUGGAUGGCCUACCUGCCUGUCAGCCUUCCAACUGUGCACAAACUUACCUCGUGCCCUCAUUGGUCAUGUGCGCGUUCGUGUGUGUUGGAGGAGGGGCUCUGUGAGGAAGUCUGAAGGAAGUGGCAGAUUUAUUUCGGCUGCGUACUUUCAAAUUCUAGCGCACUCGAGCUGGUUUCUCCAUUCUUACCUACCCUACCUUUAAGUACAUUUAGUUAAAAUUAAAUAGAUAAGGUUUGAAAUGUCACACAAUGACUCUAUUCCCAUUAAGCAAAUUGGCACCGCAAUAAAUCUCCCCACCAUUUUAAGGUUGAAAAACUCUGCUUACUUGACUUUAAAAAUAUAUCUCAACCAUCUGGUUCCAGCACGGUGUGAUUUUGUGACCUAGCGAUGAGCUGUUGUGCCUUGGUACUUAUUACUGUUAUUCUAAAAACGUACUGAAUAUUUGCAGCCUGUCACAGUAGCAUUUACCUCCGACAUGCGGACCACACUGUCGGCACUUCACUUUACAGGCAAUAUAAUUACUCCUCUGACCCUGGCUGCUUUUCCUCUCUUAUUUUACUGCUUUUUAUUUAUUUAUGAAGGCUUUAUUUUUGUUUAAUGCACUUUAUUAUAAGUCAGUACUUACGCAGUCUUGUUUAUUCUCAAUUCUUUAUACAAGAAGGGAUUUAUUAGCUGUUUUCAGCCGGUGGAGACAAGUCAUCAAACCAAAACCACCUUUUAAGACUGAAACUGUUUUACGUUAUUGAUGAAGUAGCACUACAAGAGGUAGCGAAUCACUGUGUUUCGGAGGGCAGGGAGCUCAGAUUAAAAACCAAGCCUGCAUUCGGUUUCUUUUGUUUUCCUCAUUUAAAAGACCUGAUGUAUUAUUUCCCCAAUGUAAUAUAUUGUGAAAUAUAUUAAAAGAUUUUAAACAUGA